Messenger RNA from Protopolystoma xenopodis, 607 nucleotides. Lineage: Eukaryota; Metazoa; Platyhelminthes; Monogenea; Polystomatidea; Polystomatidae. The record is from the annotation of a GenBank genome assembly.
CGACGUGAAUCUGCUGCGCGAAAUCAAAGAGACCUGCUGCUACACGCGACCCUUGGACUGUUCCGAAGGUCGGGAUCAAGACGAGCAGAAGUGGCGCCGACUGGCCAAAGUCUGGGGCGAGCUGCGACUGCCCGACGACCUUUUCGUCGAGGCGACGGAGGCGCUGUUCACGCCCAGUCUGCUCGGUCUGGGCCAGACGAAGGGGCUGGCCGAGGCGCUGGAGUCUGCGGUCCGUUUGUCCGGCGCCGUGGCCGGGCCGGGCCGCGGGGCCGCGGCGAGGAUGGCGUCGAGGCUGGUGCUGGCCGGCGGGAACACGAUGUUCGCGGGUUUGGCGGACCGUCUGACCAGCGAAUUGCUUCCACGGAAACGGCCUCGACGUCGCUACGUCUACCUGCCGCCGGACGAGGAGAUCCCGCCUCAGCCAAUCGAGGUGGUUGCGCCGCCACGGCGAAACCGACUCGCUUGGAUCGGCGGCUCCCUCGUCGCCGAUCUGGCCACAUUUCCCGGCGUCUGUCUGACGCGUCAGCUCGUCGACGAGAAAGGCGUCGAGUUGGCGAUCCGCGAGAAAGCGGCUCGUGCCACGCCACUGCCGCCCGCUGCUCGCUAG